Paramecium pentaurelia is the source of this 2433-nucleotide messenger RNA. NCBI's taxonomy places the organism in Eukaryota, Ciliophora, Oligohymenophorea, Peniculida, Parameciidae. The record is from the annotation of a GenBank genome assembly.
AUGUAAAAUUAAUAAAAAAAAGCACAUACAUUACUUUAUACAGAAAGACAUUAAUCCACAAAUGAUUUGAUCUCACCUAGAGGAGAAAUUUAAAAAUUAUUAUCAAAGUCUCCUUUAUAAAAAGAUAAAUUAAAUGAAAAUAGAAUUAGUAAAACAUCAUUGCAUGAAUUAAAACAGUUUUAUUAUAUCUAAUUAAUUAGAUCUCAUAAUAUAGUUAUGGAAAUGCAAAUGAAAAAAUUAAAUAUUUAAAGAAGAUUGGCUAAACUAUUUAGAAAAGUGUAUUUGAUUACAAUAUUUCUAUCUAUAAAUCAAUAAUAUGAUAAAAAGAUAAUCAAUUUUAAAUUCAAUUAAAGAAAAUAUCACUACCUUAUUUAUCCAGUAUUUAUAUAUUAAGUAUAUAAGCCAAGAAUGAUGGUUUUAAAAAAUUUUGGGAUAUUUUUAUGUUAUUCAUUUUGAUAUAUUCCUCCAUUUAUACACCAUAUGCAGUAGCUUUUGAAAAUGAUCUAUUAGUACAUGAAAUAACUCAAUAUGUUUUUUCUGUUAUUUUUAGUAAAAAUAUAAAUCAAUAAAAGGCACAGAUUUAAUAAUAUUAACUAGAAUGUGUUAUUAUGAUGAACAUAAUAAUUUAGUGUAAGAUUAAACUAAAAUAUUUUUUAAUUAUUUGAAAGGAUGGUUUGUAAUUGAUGUUAUUUCAAUAAUACCAAUACCUUUAUGUUAAUUAAUCAAAGUGAUAAGAAUUAAAAGAGUUUAAGAAAUUAUAAGUUCAUCAUCUUUAAAUUAAAAUAAAAUGUAUAUUUUUAUUCUAAAUUAUAUAGUAUAGAAUUUUGGUUCAACUUUUUAGAUCUAAAAAAAGCUACUUUAUUUUAAAUUUUAUUUUUUAGUUUAAUUGGAUUUCAUUAUACAACAUGUUUAUGGGCCUUAACAAUUCAAUAUUCUUAAAAAGUCAUCCCUAAUUAUCUAGAUGCUAUGUAUUGGGCAAUGUAAACUUUAUCAACAACUGGAUAUGGUGAUUCAAUACCUAAUGGACCUCUUGAAUAUUUAUGUGCAAUAAUUGGUACAUUUAGUGGUGGUAUUUUGAUGAGUUUAAUUAUUGGGAAUUCUAGAAAAAUUCUAGAUGAUAUGGAUACUGAAAGUUAAUUUAAUAAAACUGUUAAUUUAUAUAAGAAUCUGUUUAACCAAAUAAUUAUUUUUUCUAAAUACAAGGAUUAAAUUAACAAAUUCCUUAUUAUUAAUCAUAAAUAAAACUUGUGUUGGACUUUAAUUUAAGAAGAAUGGUUUAAUCUUAUUCCAAAAGAUCUUUAAAAUAAAAUAUUACUUUUUGUGGCAAGGAAAGAAUUAUUAAAAAUAUCAUUAUUUAAAAUAUCUAUUCCAUUUUCAUUGAAGAUUAUUCGCCAUAUUAGUUUGAUGAAAGCAAAGGCAGGAGAAUUUAUAUGGCUAAAAGGAGAUCCUGUUGAUGAGAUAUACUUUUUGAUAGAAGGUUUAGUUUAAUAUAGAAAUUAAUAUGGAAAACCAUUAUUAUAGAUUAAAAAAGGUGUAAUAUUUGGAGAGUAGGAAUAUUUUCUAAAAAAAUAAAUAAUUCAAGUAUAAUAAUAACGAUAGCAUUAUGCUAUGGCAAUUUAAGAUUGUUAUUAUUUGAUCAUAAAUCAAUAAAACUUUUUUGUUAAUCUUAAGUAAUUUUAAGCAUUAUAAUAAUAUUUAUCAAUUCUAGCAUUACAUAGAUUGGAUGAGAUGAAUAUUCAAUAAAAAUAAUAUGAAAUUGAAGCUAAUAAAGUAAGAUUGAAUUAACAAAGAUUAGAACUAAUAAAAUAAGCAAAUAGAAUAGAAAUAAGAAAUUGUAUAUUAGUACCAACACACAAUUAAAAUAUUAUUUAUGAAACUAGAUAAAGUAAUACAGAAGGAAUUUUAGAUAAAUUAUUAAAUAACAAAAAAUCUAAAAUCUUAAUGCUUAUGGAUAGAUUUAGAAAAGUAGUUUAAAUGAUCAUCUUUGCAAAUAAAACUUUAGAAAUGAAAUUUAAAAAAUAAAAGGCAAUGUAAUAAUUAAAAAGGAAAGUUAAACCCCAUUAAAUUGUACCAAUCAGUGUACUUAUUAAAAUAAGAUAGAAAUUCUUACAUAUAUCACAUAUAAAGAAAAUAGCCUUAGAAAAAAAGAAUGAAUUUAAUAAAAUAGUUUUAGCAUUAUCAUAAAGUAAAAUUUAGAAUUAAGGUUGUUUUAAAAGAUUAAGUAGUUCUAAAAGUGAAGAAACAAAGUAUGCUCUUAUUUUGAAUCAUAAUCCAUAGAAAUUAUUAAAUGAAUUUUUUAAAUAAAUGAGUGUAUUAGAAAAAAGUUUAGCUUUAUCAUAAUGGUUAGUAAAAGAAAUAUAGAAAGAUAUAAAUAAUGAAUUGAUAAACAUAAAUUAGGUAUUUGAAAACAAUGAUUUAAUAAAGAAUUAAUGA